GUUUCCUUUCCUUAGUUAGUCAAAGAGACUUGACUCGUCCUUGCUUUGUUGUGACUCUCGUCGGUACGGAGAUCUGGGAGCGCGAUAGAGAAGAGCCAUGAGUCGAAAACCUACUAUCCUGGAUCUUACCCUUGACGAAAUUAUUACAAAGAUUAGACCUACGCAGGAAGAUUGGGAUGCAAGGAUCGGUGCUAUUAAACAGUUGAGUUGCUUCUUAGAAAGUGUAGAAUGUUUAAGAGGUGCUACUGUUCAACCAUAUGGAUCCUUUGUGUCAAACAUCUUCACACAAUCCGGAGACUUAGAUAUAUCUCUUGAUAUAUUCAGCAGUUCUUCUGUGACCAAGAAGGGUAAACAAGAGUUGCUAUUGCCUUUGUAUCAAAAGUUGCAACAGUAUGUUAAAGCAGGUCUGUGUCGCGACCUCGAAUUUGUUCCGAAUGCCCGAGUUCCCAUUGUCAAAUUCUUGAACGUAAUCCACAACAUUCCUUGUGACAUUUCUAUCGAUAGUCUGCAAGGGCUUUUGAGGAGCAGGUUCUUCUUCUGGAUCAGUGACGUAGAUCAGAGAUUCCGCUACCUGGUUUUGCUAGUGAAGCAAUGGGCCAAAGCUCACAAUAUCAACGAUGCAAAGAGCGGGACUUUCAACUCCCACUCUCUCUGUUGGUUAGUCAUCUUCCAUCUUCAGACUUGCGAGCCUGCAAUCUUGCCGCCUCUAAAUAUGAUAUAUCCGAAGACUGCCACUGAUGAUCUGACAGGUGUACCCAAAACUGCAGAGGAAAGAAUAGCGCAAGACGAUGCUGCUCGUUUAGAGAUUAAAUCGUUCACAGAAAAAUCAGCCAACCAAAGCUCAUUCUCGGAGCUUUUGGUCACGUUUUUUCAAAAGUUUUCAGACAUAAACGUGAGGGCCGAACAAUACGCUGUUUGCCCAUAUACUGGAACAUGGGAAAGCAGAAGCAGCAACACUAGUUGGAAGGCAAAAAAGUACUCACUCUUCGUUGAAGAUCCUUUUGAGCAGCAGGAGAACAUUACAAGGAGUGUGCAGGGGAUCCAUUUGGACAGAAUUGCUCAAGAAUUUGAGAAGGCAUGGCGCUGUCUUGCCUCAGAGUCGGAUAGAACCUCCAUCAUUCGGGUUCUGACAGAGGAACACACUCAACAGUCUUUGUUGGACCAACCCCAGGGAUCUUUAAGGGCAACAGAGCAAGUGCAGCAGAGCUACACUACUCCAUAUUGGACACAACCAACACAGUCCCUACCACAACAGAACUGGUCUCCCACCAGUGACCCAUGGAGCCAGCAAGUGCACCAGAGCUACUACACUACUCCAAAUUGGACACAACCAACACAGUCCCUACCACAACAGAACUGGUCUCCCACCAGUGACCCAUGGAGCCAGCAAGUGCACCAGAGCUACUACACUACUCCAAAUUGGACACAACCAACACAGUCCCUACCACAACAGAACUGGUCUCCCACCAGUGACCCAUGGAGCCAGCAAGUGCACCAGAGCUACUACACUACUCCAAAUUGGACACAACCAACACAGUCCCUACCACAACAGAACUGGUCUCCCACCAGUGACCCAUGGAGCCAGCAAGUGCACCAGAGCUACUACACUACUCCAAAUUGGACACAACCAACACAGUCCCUACCACAACAGAACUGGUCUCCCACCAGUGACCCAUGGAGCCAGCAAGUGCACCAGAGCUACUACACUACUCCAAAUUGGACACAACCAACACAGUCCCUACCACAACCGAACUGGUCUCACACCAGUGAACCAUUGAACCAGCAAGUGCACCAGAGCUACUACACUACUCCAAAUUGGACACAACCAACACAGUCCCUACCACAACCGAACUGGUCUCACACCAGUGAACCAUUGAACCAGCAAGUGCACCAGAGCUACUACACUACUCCAAAUUGGACACAACCAACACAGUCCCUACCACAACCGAACUGGUCUCACACCAGUGAACCAUUGAACCAGCAAGUGCACCAGAGCUACUACACUACUCCAUAUUGGACACAACCAACACAGUCCCGACCACAACAGAACUGGUCUACCAGUGACCUAUGGAACCAGCAGAGAGACUAGCACUCCGAGGAGGACUGACAUAUUCAGGGACAACGCUCUAACUUAAGGUUACUCGUCGGUUUCAGUUAUAUAUGCGGACGAUCAACAAUCUCAUCGUUUUAGAGGAUCAACAAUAGGACAUAUCACAACACUACUAAGGAUUUGUUAGCACUGUUCUAUUGCAUUUAUUUUUAGUCACUAUUCAAUAUGAUGAUCUUCUUAUGUAUUGGAGUUGAAUUUCAGAAACAAGACAAUUGUUCCGAUA
Camelina sativa (false flax) is the source of this 2333-nucleotide messenger RNA. Its product is annotated as protein HESO1-like. The record is from RefSeq and is a predicted model, not a curated record. NCBI's taxonomy places the organism in Eukaryota, Viridiplantae, Streptophyta, Magnoliopsida, Brassicales, Brassicaceae. Gene Ontology annotation, molecular function: RNA uridylyltransferase activity.